This is a messenger RNA of Medicago truncatula (barrel medic), 2095 nucleotides long. RefSeq names its product plastidial pyruvate kinase 2. NCBI's taxonomy places the organism in Eukaryota, Viridiplantae, Streptophyta, Magnoliopsida, Fabales, Fabaceae. The coding region runs from base 1 to 1731 and encodes 576 amino acids. Gene Ontology annotation, molecular function: pyruvate kinase activity; magnesium ion binding; potassium ion binding. The record is from RefSeq and is a predicted model, not a curated record. Gene Ontology annotation, biological process: glycolytic process. The transcript is spliced from 12 exons.
AUGUCUCAGGUUCGAUCCAUUCAAACCUCCUUCUCACGCCCCACUUCAGGAUCUACACAUGACAGGUCUCAAACCUUGUUAAAGCCUCCAUCUUUUUCCUCCAAAAUCUUCCCACCUAAGUCUAACAAUCCCCCCAAGCUUUGCUUCACAACCUCCCCCAUCAAUGCAAGAAAGUCCUCAUCUGCUGAAGUUGUCCCUGUCUCACCCGAAGACGAUUCAAAGAUUGAAGAGGAGUUGCAGAAGUUACACGUUUUGCAACAAGUUGGUAAUGUUUCUGGUGGAAUCUGGUCUAAGCCAAUGAUUAAAAGAAAGACUAAGAUUGUUUGUACUAUUGGUCCUUCUACUAAUACAAAGGAAAUGAUUUGGAAACUUGCUGAGGCUGGAAUGAAUGUUGCUCGUAUGAAUAUGUCUCAUGGUGAUCAUGCUUCUCAUAAGAAAGUUAUUGAUUUGGUGAAAGAGUAUAAUGCACAAUCUAAAGAUAAUGUUAUUGCAAUCAUGCUUGACACCAAGGGUCCUGAGGUUAGGAGUGGGGAUUUACCACAACCAAUCAUGUUAAAAACUGGCCAGGAAUUCACUUUUACUAUCCAGAGCGGUGUUGGAACUGCUGAUUGUGUCAGCGUGAACUAUGAUGAUUUUGUCAACGAUGUUGAAGAAGGGGACAUGCUUCUUGUUGAUGGUGGUAUGAUGUCGUUCUUGGUUAAGUCCAAGACAGCGGAUUCCGUGAAAUGCGAAGUUAUUGAUGGAGGAGAGCUCGCGUCACGGAGGCAUUUGAAUGUUAGAGGAAAAAGUGCAACACUGCCUUCAAUCACUGAAAAGGAUUGGGAUGACAUCAAAUUUGGAGUCGAUAAUGAAGUUGAUUUCUAUGCCGUUUCUUUCGUUAAGGAUGCACAAGUAGUUCAUGAGCUGAAGAAUUAUUUGAAAAGCUGUGGUGCUGAUAUACAUGUAAUUGUAAAAAUUGAAAGUGCAGACUCUAUACCGAACUUGCAUUCAAUUAUUACUGCAUCUGAUGGGGCUAUGGUUGCAAGAGGAGAUCUUGGUGCAGAACUCCCUAUUGAGGAGGUUCCGCUUUUGCAGGAAGAGAUAAUAAGGAUAUGCCGUAGCAUGGGAAAGGCCGUUAUUGUAGCCACAAAUAUGCUGGAAAGUAUGAUUGUUCACCCCACGCCAACCAGAGCAGAGGUAUCUGAUAUUGCAAUUGCUGUUCGAGAAGGUUCCGAUGGAAUAAUGCUUUCUGGAGAAACUGCACAUGGAAAGUUUCCAAUUAAAGCUGCGAAAGUAAUGCACACCGUAGCAUUACGGACAGAAGCCGCUUUACCAAAUGGGCAGAUGCCACCUAAUAUUGGCCAAGUAUUCAAGAACCACAUGAGCGAGAUGUUUGCAUACCAUGCAACCAUGAUGUCCAAUACCCUUGGAACAUCAACUGUUGUCUUCACUAGAUCGGGUUUCAUGGCUAUUCUAUUGAGCCAUUAUCGACCUGCAGGCACCAUAUUUGCUUUUACUGAUCAGAAAAGGGUACAACAGAGGUUGGCUUUGUAUCAAGGUGUCUGUCCUAUUUACAUGGAAUUCUCUGAUGAUGCUGAAGAGACAUUCACAAAAGCCUUGGAUUUGUUGCAGAAGAAUGGAAUGGUUAAAGAAGGAGAAGAAGUAGCCCUUGUACAAAGUGGAAGGCAACCUAUAUGGAGGUUCCAUUCCACUCACAAUAUUCAGGUCCGAACAGUAGCUGCCACAAAUUAAGUUUCAGCCCGAGGCCUACACAUACUUUUAGAAGUUACACAUCCUCUUCUUGGUGUGUUGAUACCAAUCUUGCAUUUUGGUUAUUUAAUUUGUUUGCUUCAUAGGUUUCAUCUUUUCUUCAUUUUAUUGCUUUCCUGUUUUCAUUAUUUGUUCUUCUGUAAACUCUUACUGUGGUUCAAUAUUUAGUUAGAAUGGUCAUAUGUUAGUUUAUGUCAUUGGAAAUUUUGAUAAGAAAUCAUAAUCUGAAUCACAUUCAGCCAUAUCCCGGGACUGUUAUAUUUUAGCUUGUUGUUUGUAGUGUUACAACUGCACCUCGAGUUACUAUUGUCAUGUGACUUUCUAAAGAAUUGUGUAUUCAGUUUUA